CCCGGAUCUCCUGGGUGAAAGCCAGAUAUCCUAACCGUUGGACUACAACGGAAUUGUGCUGACAUGGUGAGAACAACAUUUAUGAUUAGUUGAAAUUAGAUCCUUCUUCAAAUCCCUCCACCAUCCCUUCUCUUCAUCAGAUUCCAUGCGCCACGAUGACAGCGUCAAUCCAGCAGUUACUCGUUAGUCCCCCGUCAACCUUUCCGGGCCACUCCAUCUCGAAGAAAAACCCACCUCUUCCACUCUCCGAAUUCUCCCGAAAAUCCGCUAAAACCCUUUCUGUGAAACUGAUCGACCUGGGAGGAGGCAUUAAGGAGGCCUUUCUAUCGCUUAGUAGUUCCUUCGUUGGUCCAAACCCAUCUCAAUUUUGCUUGGAUAGAGCUUAUUCAUCAGUCCUUGAGCUCUGUGCCAGCGAGAAAUGUUUAUCUCAGGGACAACAAAUACACACUCACAUUGUAAAAUCGAAUGCUGUAGAGGAUUCCCUUUUUUUGAGUACGAAGCUCGUGUUUAUGUACGGAAGAUGUGGUGCUCCGUUGAAUGCGGAGAAGGUGUUUGAUAGAAUGCGCGAAAGGACAACUUUCACGUGGAAUGCCUUGAUUGGUGCUUACGUUACAAAUGGGGAACCCUUUGGAGCACUUGAAUUGUAUGAAAGAAUGAGGAUUUCUGGGGUUCCUCUUGAUGCUUGUACUUUUCCUUGUGUUCUUAAAGCAUGUGGGCAGCUUCAAAAUAUCCACACCGGGUUUGAAAUUCAUGGUCUAGCAAUCAAGACGGGCUUGGCUUCUAAUUUAUUUGUUGUGAAUUCACUCCUCGGUAUGUACACAAAAUGCGAUGUUCUUGACUUGGCAGUGCUGUUGUUUGAUAGAUUGAGUGACAAACAGGAUGUCGUGUCAUGGAACUCUAUUAUUUCAGCUUAUGCUGCCAACGGGCUGUCCAGGGAAGCCUUGAGGCUCUUCAGGGAAAUGGAGAAAACUGGUGUAACCCCGAGCACAUAUACUUUUGUUGCUGCUCUUCAAGCCUGUGUGGACAAGUCACUCGAAAAAAUUGGCAUACAGAUCCAUGCUUUUAUUCUGAAGUCUAGCCACCAUCUUGAUGUACAUGUGGCCAAUGCUUUGCUUGUAAUGUACAACAGAUGUGGUAAAGUUGGUGAAGCCUUGAGAAUUUUUGAUGACAUUGAUGAGAGGGAUAAUAUAUCAUGGAAUUCAAUGUUAUCAGGUUUUGUCCAAAAUGGGCUAUACAAUGAAGCUCUACACUUUUUUCAGGAGAUGCAGGAUGCAGGCAGAAAAACUGACCAGGGUUCAGUAGUAAGUCUGCUCGCUGCCUCUUCUAGAUUGAGAAAUCUGUUGUAUGGAAUGGAAAUUCAUGCUUAUGCAAUAAAAAGUGGAUUAGAUUCUGAUUUACAGGUUGGAAACACACUUGUAGAUCUGUAUGGGAAGUGUUGCAGGACAAAUUAUAUGGAUUCUAUUUUUCAUAGAAUAUCCAAUAAAGACUUUAUUUCUUGGACCACAGUCAUUGCGGGGCAUGCUCAGAAUAAUUGCCAUGUGAGGGCGUUAGAAUUGUUCCGGGAAGCACAGAUGGAAAAGAUGGAUAUUGACAGACUGAUGAUUGGGAGUGUCUUGCAGGCUUGUAGUGGGUUGAAAUGCAUUUCCCUUGUAAAAGAAAUUCAUAGUUACAUUUUGAGAAGAGGAUUGUCUGAUCUUGUGCUACAAAACACAAUUUUGGAUGUUUAUGGAGAGUGUGGAAGUAUAGAUUAUGCUUCUUCUGUUUUUAAGUCGAUUGAAGAUAAAGAUAUUGUGUCCUGGACAAGCAUGAUCACUUGUUAUGUCCAGAAUGGGCAUGCAAAUGAGGCUCUUGACCUUUUCGUUGGUUUAAAGGAAACUGACGCUGAACCCGACUCUAUAGCACUAAUGAGUAUACUCUCCGCUGCCUCUAGUUUGUCAGUCUUGAGGAAAGGAAAAGAGAUUCAUGGCUACUUAAUUAGGAAAUGCUUCAUUCUAGAGGGAGCAAUAGCAAGCUCUCUUGUGGAUAUGUAUGCUAACUGUGGGUCUGUAGAGACCUCGUUGAAGAUAUUUAAUUGUACGGGAGAUAAAGAUUUGGUUCUAUGGACUAGUAUGAUCAAUGCAUAUGGGACGCAUGGCCAUGGUAAAGAAGCUAUUAAUUUGUUUAAACAGAUGGAGGCAGAACAUUUAAUUCCGGAUCAUAUUACCUUCUUGGCAGUUCUUCAUGCAUGCAGUCAUUCAGGACUGGUUGAUGAAGGUAGAAGAUUUUUUGAAGUAAUGGAAAGUGAAUAUCAGUUGGAGCCAUGGCCAGAACACUAUACAUGUCUGGUUGAUCUUCUUGGCCGUGCAGAUCACUUGCAGGAGGCAUUCCACUUUGUGACAAACAUGCAGAUGGAGCCUACUAGCACAGUGUGGAGUGCUCUUCUUGGUGCUUGUCGGGUACACUCCAAUGAAGAAUUAGGAGAAAUUGCAGCACAUAAACUUCUUGAAUUAGAUCCGGAGAACGCCGGAAACUAUGUACUUGUGUCUAAUGUUUUUGCUGCAUAUGGUAGAUGGGAAGAUGUAGAAGAAGUGAGAAUGAGAAUGAAGGGGAAACGGCUGAAGAAAGAUCCAGCUUGUAGUUGGAUUGAGGUCGGCAAUAAGGUUCACACAUUUGUUGCAAGGGACAAAUCUCAUCCACAAUCUGUUGAAAUUAACCAAAAGCUGACUGAAAUUACUGAGAUAUUGGAGAGCGAGGGAAGCUACAGGACUCAAACCAAGUUUGUUUUGCAUGAUGUAGAAGAGCAAGAGAAAGUCAAAAUCCUUCAUGGACACAGUGAAAGGUUGGCAAUUGCAUAUGGCCUGCUUACUACGCCUGAGGGUACCCCAAUCCGAAUCACAAAGAACCUCCGGGUUUGUGGAGAUUGCCAUAUUUUCAGUAAGCUAGUUUCAAAGUUCUUCAAAAGGAAAAUUAUUGUCAGGGAUGCCAACAGAUUCCAUUGUUUUGAGGAUGGAGUCUGCUCUUGUGGAGAUUUCUGGUGACAUUUGGGAAUCAUAUUGGAAUGCAGAACCAUAUUAAAAGUCUGUUCAAUGUUUUAUGUAAAAAUGUAUCGGGAGCUCUUCCUUCUGGCGCAUGAAGCUACUCUUGUACGGUUGUAUGUGUAAAGAUAAUUAUAUGGAGUUGUUGAACAGAGUGGAUGCUUAGAUGUUAACUUGUGUACAUUAGUUCUUCCUCUAUUUACUUGAAAUUGUAUCCCUGUCUUCUUUACAACUUGAAAUUAUAUGGAGUUGUUGAACA
This is a messenger RNA of Diospyros lotus (date-plum), 3273 nucleotides long. Its product is annotated as pentatricopeptide repeat-containing protein At3g63370, chloroplastic. The coding region runs from base 156 to 3017 and encodes 953 amino acids. Gene Ontology annotation, biological process: RNA modification. Lineage: Eukaryota; Viridiplantae; Streptophyta; Magnoliopsida; Ericales; Ebenaceae. The transcript has a single exon. The record is from RefSeq and is a predicted model, not a curated record. Gene Ontology annotation, molecular function: protein binding; RNA binding; zinc ion binding.